Molecule: messenger RNA, 5172 nt
Organism: Diabrotica balteata
Lineage: Eukaryota; Metazoa; Arthropoda; Insecta; Coleoptera; Chrysomelidae
Source: the annotation of a GenBank genome assembly
GUGUGAAACGUCAAACGUCAGUAAUUCAUUUGCAGAAGCCAAGAUGGGGAUUGAGUUAUGUAGAGUUGUAGUCGGAUGUUUUUAUAUAGUGAAUUAUUGGCUAUAAAAAUGUUUUUGUGUCUAAAAUUGUGACAAUAACGUUUGUGGAUAAUUUUAAUGGCAUUUUUUCAAGACUCUUGAAGUUUUAAGUUAAGACAUGGACGGGCAGCGCGCGUUGGAAAUGAUGCCCCUUCUUCAGGAGCGGCUGGUGAUACUUACCGGUGGACGGGAUCGCCGAGGAGGGCCGGUUUUGUCGUUUCCUGCCAAUCCUCGGCGAGAACGGGCCAAACCUGAAGAUUACAGAAAGGUUUUGCAGUAUUUGAUGUCCAUACCAAGUGAUGAAGCGCGAGGAUUGGGUUUCACGGUUCUAGUGGAUAUGAGAGGAUCAACGUGGUCGACCGUCAAACCUAUCCUGAAGGCAUUGCACGAGCACUUUCCACCUGGCACAAUCCAUCAAGCACUCAUCGUCAAGCCUGAUAAUUUCUGGCAAAAGCAGAGGACAUCGCUUGGUUCACAUAAGUACAAAUUUGAGACAAAUAUGAUAAGUAUAGAAGCUUUGCCAAAAAUAAUAGAUAGUAGUCAACUGACAUCUGACUUAGAAGGUACUUUGUCUUAUGAUCAUGCUCACUGGCUGGAAGUUAGAUUAGCCAUUGAAGAGUUCGCUUGGCAAGCCGCUGACCUGCUUGAUAGACUGGACGAUUUGCAGGAGGACUUAGCUAGGAACGACUUCGCUGAAGACGUUAGUGGCGCCAAACACAAAAUCGACCUACAUAAUGAAAUGAAGAAGAAAAUUAUGAAGGCACCAGUUGAUGAUAUCGAUUUAUUAGGUCAGCGUCUACUACAAAAAUCUUGCGGGCUCGACACCGGUCAAGGUGGUGGUGGAGGAGGAGGAGGCGGUGGGGGAGGCGGCGGGCGUGAACCAGAAUCUCCUAGCAAUACGAACUCAGAACUCUUAGGUACCAAAAACUUAGUUUUACAAAAUUUAGAGGCAGUUCACUCGUCACAACAACAUCUACUUCAACUGUGGCACCAUAAAAAGCUCAAGUUGGACCAGUGCUUUCAGUUGAGGUUGUUCGAACAGGAUUGUGAAAAAAUGUUCGAGUGGAUUUGCCAUAACAAAGACGUCUUCCUUCUUAACUAUGUAGAAAUAGGCCAUACUUACCAAUUAGCCAAGCAGCUUCAAGAAGAGCACCAGCAUUUCACGAUGAGCUCCAUGAACGUUUACGUGAACAUCAAUCGUAUACUUUCGGUCGCGUCGCGUCUAAUCGAAGGCGGCCAUUAUGCCGCCUCGCAUAUUCGCUCGGUCGCCGGACGUUUGGAUCGUACGUGGAAGGAUUUCGCGGCUGGGCUAGAUGAAAGAACUGCAGUGUUGGCAUUGUCUGUGAUUUUCCACCACAAGGCGGAACAAUACGUGGAGAACGUGCCUUCAUGGAAAUCUGCAUCUGAAACUGGAAAUAUCCCUUCAGAAAUAAUGAUGCUAGAAAACUCUAUACACCAACAUCAAAAUCUAUACGAAUCUAUGUGCCAGGCGUACACAGAGGUUCAUAGUACCAGUAAGAAACUACUUUAUCAGUUGGAUCAUUUGGUGCAAGUCUGCAACCAACCUGGAAAGGAUAAAAAACAUGGCGAGGGAACAAAAUUCGAAAACCGACCGGGUGGUAAUCCUGCCGCCGACUACAGUGAAGGAGCUAGUCAUGUUUUAGCAGUUAUACACCAAAUAUUGAACCACCACCGAGCACUAGAACAAAAAUGGCAUGCAAAGAAAAUCAAACUACAUCAAAGACUGGCGUUGAGAUUGUUUCAAGAAGAUGUGAAACAGGUGUUGGAUUGGUUAGCAAACCACGGUGAAGUAUUCAUCAGAAAGAAUACAGGUAUUGGGCGAAAUCUUCAAAAAGCCAGAGUCUACCAAAAGAGUCACGAACAUUUUGAAAACGUCGCACAGAAUACUUACACCAACGCCGACAAGCUUCUGGCCGCUGCUGAGGAACUCGCUCAUACGGGCGAAUGUGAUCCCGACGAGAUUUAUUCAGUAGCCCAUGAACUGGAGGCUCACGUGACUUCUUUCGCUGCUAGAGUCGAACAAAGGAGGCGAAGGCUAGACUUAGCAGUACUAUUUUACACGCACGAGAAGGAUCUUAGCAAUUGGGUGGAUGAUCUCAGACAGGAGUUGCAAAAUGAUGAAAGCGUGGCUGAAAGCCUAGAAGCAACAGAGCGGCUCCUGGAACAAACUGCCCAGCAUCGCGAACAAAGCCUUGACGCUUGUGCAUCGACAAUUGCACAAGGGGAGGCAUUACUUCAAGAACUGCGGUCCAUCGCGGAAAUGGACACAACUGGUUCAGUAGCUGCAAUAGAAUCUGCUCUGGACCGAUUAGCGAAACAAAGAAACGAUCUCGAAGAAUUGUGGGCUGCCAGAAAACUCCGUUUAGAUCUGUGCCUGAGAUUGCGGUUGUUCGAAAGGGACGCUUUAGAAGUAUCCUCCCAGCUGGAGAUGUGGUCUGAGGAAUUACAACAUAGCGAACUAACCAGAGAUAUUCCGAAGGCUGAGCAGUUUUUAAGAUUGCACAACGAAAGUGUUAGUCAGAUGCAAAAUACGACUUAUCAAGUACUACAACAAGGACAAGAUCUGGUGCAGGUCUUUGAGAAUUCGGGGAUUUGUGUGAUGGCAGAUGCUCAGUAUAAUGCUCAGACAAGGGUUCAAGUCUUACUCGAAUUUCUUCACGAUAGAGAAAUGGAUCUGGAAGAACUAGCUGAAAUGAAGCGCCUUAAACUGGAACAAUGCAUCCAACUCGGUCAGUUCCAAAACGACGCUAACCAAGUCAUUAGUUGGAUAAGAAACGGAGAAUCAAUGUUAAUGGCCAGUUUUACCAUACCCAAUAGUUUAUCGGACGCAGAACUCUUGAAAAAGGAACACGAACAAUUUCAAGUAGCCAUCGAAAAAACACACACGUCAGCUGUUCAAGUGAAACAUCGUGCAGAUACGCUGAUUAACGCGAAUCACUACGACCCCCAAAGUAUCAAAGACAUUUCCGAAGAAGUUACCAAACGAUGGCAACAACUUGUUACUUGCGCGGAAGAGAGGCAUAAGUUGGUGACGGCUAGUUUGAAUUUUUACAAGACCGCCGAGCAGGUCUGUUCUGUCCUUGACAGUUUGGAAAGGGAAUAUAGGAGAGAUGAAGAUUGGUGCGCCACGGGCCAAGGAAACGUUGAUAAAGCCACCGCUAUAUCACAACUGAUCAACAAACACCAGGAACAGAAAGAAGCCUUUCUGAAGGCUUGUACUUUAGCUCGAAGGACUGCCGAAACAUUUUUAAAAUACACCACUCGAAGUCUACAGUUUUAUAAUUACUCGAAUACUAGCGGAAACCACGAAGCUAGAGUUAAGGGAAUAUUGGAGAAGUUGCUGAAUCAGGAGAAUAAGGUGCUAGAGCAUUGGACUCAGAGAAAAAAGAAGUUGGACCAGUGUCAACAGUUUGUUCUGUUUGAAAGAUCUGCCAAACAAGCCAUAGAAUGGAUCCAUGAGACAGGUGAAUGUUAUCUAACGACGCAUGCAACGAAUCUAGGCAACAAUAUCGAAGAAACUGAAAGUUUACUACGUGAACACAACGAAUUUAAAGGAACUGCCAAAGAAACCCGAGAAAGAGUGAAACUGCUCAUUCAGCUUGCCGAUAGUCUCGUUGAAAAAGGACAUGCGCACGCUUGCUCCAUCAAACAAUGGGUUGAAGCUGUCGAUAACAGAUACAAAAACUUUAGUUCUCGAAUGGAAAAUUAUCGACAACAGUUAGAAGAAACGCUGGGCAUUCAAGAAGAAGAAAGCGAAAAAAAGGAGUUGUCUAUCGAUAGAAAUUCGGAUCCUAAUUUGGAAGCCAAAGUCAAAGAAGCCGCUGCCAAAGAAUUAAAAGAAUUAAACGAGGAAAAGAGAAGAUCUGCAAGGAGGAAAGAAUUUAUAAUGGCUGAACUACUACAAACAGAACGUACUUACGUCAAAGACUUGGAAACAUGCAUAACCUGCUUCCUACACGAAAUGAGAAACUCACCAGCAGCAACCGCAUCUUUUCUAUCCAAAGAAAGCAUAAUUUUCGGUAAUAUGGAGGAGAUCUACGAAUUUCACAAUUCUAUAUUCUUGAAAGAACUCGAAAAGUACGAAACGAUGCCUGAAGAUGUAGGCCAUUGUUUUGUAACGUGGGCUCAGAAAUUCGAUAUGUACGUCACUUAUUGUAAAAAUAAACCUGAAAGUAACAGUUUCUUAGUUCAAUAUGGCGGAGGAUUUUUCGAAGAGUUGCAGAAAAAGCACAAAUUAGAACAUCCCAUAGCUGCUUUUUUGAUCAAACCUGUUCAGAGAAUAACUAAGUAUCAGUUACUUUUGAAAGACCUGCAAAGUUGCUGUGAAGAAGGUCAAGGUGAAAUCAAAGAUGGUCUAGAAGUAAUGCUCAAUGUUCCGAAGAAGGCGAAUGACGCGAUGCACUUGUCUCUCCUCGAAGGCUGUGAUAUAUCCGCAGAUAAGUUAGGCGAAGUUGUUCUCCAAGACGCCUUUAGUGUCUGGGAUCCCAAACAACUCAUUCGAAAAGGAAGGGAUCGACAUAUUUUUCUUUUCGAAAUGUAUCUCUUAUUUACCAAAGAAGUUAAGGAUUCGGCUGGAAAAGUCAAGUACAUCUACAAAAAUAAGCUAAUGACCUCAGAAUUGGGCGUCACAGAACACAUGGAAGGGGACGAAUGUAAAUUUGCUGUAUGGACCGGCCGUGCUCCCAUUUCCGACUAUCGUAUUGUACUUAGAGCUUCUUCGCUCGAGACCAAACAAUUGUGGGUGAAGAAGUUGAGAGAAGUAAUACAAGAGACUUACUUUAGCGGAGCCUUGCCAUUGUCACUGCCAAAGAGUCCUGCUAAGCUGAAACCACAUAGCCAAAGAUCCAGUCGGGAUAUGGAGGAGUGCAACUCUCUAGAUGAAAGUGUCGAGAAUUUAGAUCGUAAUUCCUUGACAUCUUUUGGCUCGGGAAACACCACCGACUCCGACAAGGUAAGUUGCAUGUAAACAUUUUGCAACUUCUUUAUCUAUAGCUUCUUUACUGUAUAUAAGACUUAUUUUAUGUAGAAAUAAAAUAAUUUGUUACGAUAUUUAUUAAUAAAUUUUAUUUUUCU